AUGAAUACGCACACUCAGCUUAAUACUAUUCAAACGACCCUCGAUCGUAUGAAUACUAUGCUGCAAGCAUUAGACAUGCGAAGUUUUGCCAGAGCGUUAAACUCACGUGUUAAUGAUCCAACUGCAGAUAUUCAACCACUCCCAAACUUACAAAAUCAGACCCCGAACACUUUUCCAGAUAACAUAUCGCAACUUCAUGGAUUAACCGGGGCAUCUAUAAACACUCUCUUAAGUUUCUACGGUCUGCCAAGUCAUGGAAGACUGGAAAAACGACGAAAGAUUCUAGCACAGUAUAUUGGAAUUAAACUCCUUUAG
Molecule: messenger RNA, 315 nt
Organism: Paraglomus brasilianum
Lineage: Eukaryota; Fungi; Glomeromycota; Glomeromycetes; Paraglomerales; Paraglomeraceae
Source: the annotation of a GenBank genome assembly